Molecule: messenger RNA, 5542 nt
Organism: Dipodomys spectabilis (banner-tailed kangaroo rat)
Lineage: Eukaryota; Metazoa; Chordata; Mammalia; Rodentia; Heteromyidae
Gene: Wdr90
Product: WD repeat domain 90
Exons: 42
Coding region: 35-5518 (1827 amino acids)
Cellular component (GO): centriole
Molecular function (GO): protein binding
Source: RefSeq, a predicted model, not a curated record
CGUCCGCCGGGCGGGAAGCUCGAGCGGCGACGCCAUGGCGCGAGCAUGGCAGCACCCAUUCCUCAAUGUCUUCAGACACUUCCGAGUGGAUGAGUGGAAGCGGUCCAGCAAGGAAGGCGAUGUGGCAGUGGUGACGGAUAAAGUCUUGAAGAGCACUGUGUACCGCAUCCGGGGCUCCGUCUCCGCCAGCAAUUACAUCCAGCUCCCCAGAACCAGUUCACAGUCCCUGGGGCUGACGGGGCGGUACCUCUAUGUGCUCUUCAGGCCCCUGCCCACUAAGCACUUCGUGAUCCACCUGGACGUGUCCACUGAGGACGGCCAGGUCAUCCGUGUGUCUUUCUCUAACCUCUUUAAAGAGUUUAAGUCCUCUGCCACAUGGCUUCAGUUCCCCUUCGUUUUCCAGGCCAGGACAUCUGAUAGAGACAUGGCAGGCAUUGCCCCUCCUGCUGCCCGCUGGACUUGCCUGCAGCUUGACCUCCAGGACAUCCUCCUCGUCUAUCUGAGCCGGCGCUAUGGCCACCUCAAGAGUAUCAGGCUGUGUGCCAGCCUGCUAGUCAGGAAUCUCUACACUAGUGAUUUGUGCUUCGACCCUGCUAUCACCAUCACUGAGGCCCGGCGGGCAAAGCUUCCUGUGACUCCUGUGCCUCGUGAAAUGGCCUUCCCGGUGCCAAAGGGAGAGAGCUGGCAUGACCACUAUGUCCACAUCCGGUUUCCGAGUGACAGUCUGAAGACUUCUGGAAAGGUUCAGAAGAUCAGUCCCCCUCCUGAGACAGUCCUCCUGGGAUCUGCAUCUCAGCUUCUUUAUCCAGAGGCCUUCAGCAAACUCACGCAGGAUAGCACGUCAGCUGUGGCCCAGACAUGCAGCCCCACAGCUCCCUGCCAGCCCCUCUCUGUACCCAGGCUCCUCCCAGAGGUCAGCCUGUCCAACAGGCAUUUGGAGGAGUCCAGCGGAGGUGACCUACGUACGCAUGGCCGAGACCCUUCAACCUGGGUGCAGGCUACUGAUGUGCGCACAGUGGUCUGUGGUGGCCAUGUGCUUGCCCACAAGUCAGCUGGGGUGCCUGUGGCUCUUCACAAUGCUGGCUCUUAUAAGCACUUCCUCCCGGACCCAAUUCUGAGGCUCAAGGGGGUCAUUGGUUUCGGUGGCCACAGCACCAAAUGGGCCCUGUGGACCAAGGAUGGAGCAGCUGUUGUUUACCCUUGCCAUGCAGUCAUUGUUGUCCUGAGGGUAGACACUGGGGAGCAGCGCUUCUUUCUUGGCCACACAGACAAGGUCUCUGCCCUGGCACUAGACAGGAGUAACUCACUGCUGGCAUCAGCACAGGCCCAGCCCCCCAGCAUGGUGCGGCUCUGGGACUUCCAGACAGGGGGGUGCCUCUCCCUAUUCCGGAGCCCAAUGCAUACUGUCUGUUCUCUAAGCUUCUCUGGCAGUGGGACUCUUCUCUGCGGUGUGGGCAAGGAUCGCCACGGGAGGACGGUGGUAGUGGUUUGGAGUACAGACCAAGUAGAUGCUGGUGGUGAAGUGGGUGUGGUCGCCAAGGUACACACUGACUUUGACAUUCAGACCUUCCAGAUUGCCUAUUUUGAUGAAACCAGGAUGGCGUCCUGUGGGCAAGGCAGUGUGCGGCUCUGGCGGCUGCGUGGACGGACCCUGCGCUCCUGCCCCGUGGACCUGGGGGAACACUGUGUGCUGGAGCUCACGGACCUCGCCUUUGCACAGAACCCGGAGAGCUGCCCGGUGCCCUCCUCUCGCACACUUUAUGUAUGCAGCCGUAGUGGUCACAUCCUGGAGAUUGACCACCAGCGCAUGGCUGUGCGGUGCACCCGCCGCCUGCUGCCUUCACGGACUGCUGGUAGCCCCCUUCCCCAGAAGCAGACCCUCGUCUUAGGCUCCGGCAUUGCCAUCAGCAGCCUCAGUGUCUCCUCGACUGCAUGUGCUGUGGGUUCUGAGGAUGGCUACCUGCGAAUCUGGCCCCUGGACUUCUCCUCAGUGCUCUUGGAGGCAGAGCACGAUGGCCCCGUCAGCACUGUCUGUGCGAGCCCUGGCGGCCUGCGUGUGCUCUCCACCACCUCUUCGGGCCACCUGGGCUUCCUCGACAUCCCAUCCCGGGAGUACACUGUGCUAGCACGCUCCCACAUGGCCUCAGUACUGGCCUUCUCCAUGGAGCGGAGCCGGAGACAGCUGGCCACUGUGUCCCUAGACCACACUGUUCGCAUCUGGGACCUGGCCACCCUACGGCAGCUUUAUGACUUCACAUCGUCUGAGGAGGCCCCGUGUGCUGUCGCCUUCCAUCCUACCUGGUCUACUCUCUUCUGUGGCUUUAGCAGUGGGGCCGUGCGCUCUUUCAGCCUGGAGAAUGCUGGGGUUCUGGUGGAACACACGCGUCACCGAGGGGCCAUCACCAGCCUGAUCGUCACCCCCGAUGGCAGCUUCCUGUUCAGCUCUUGUUCUCAGGGCUCCCUGGUCCAAUACGACUGUGCUGUCCCCCAGUGCCGCGUCCUCCGUGUAGCAGCCAACGUCGUAUGUCAGGAUGCCCGCCCGAACCCCAACACUUUGGCUGUCAGCGGGGACAGCCGCCUGCUGGCCUUCGUGGGCCCCUCCAAGGGCAUGGUGACAGUCAUGGAGUCAGCCUCUCUGGGUGAGCUGUUGCGGGUUGAUAUCAGCACACUGGACCUCGCUGGCAGCCACCUGGGCUCGGCUGUAGCCAUCUGCUUUGACCCUGCAGCCCCGGAUCACUUACUGCUGUCCACAUCAUCCAAUAAAAUUGUGGUGCUGGACACAACAUCAGGACGCACUGUCCGGGAGUUGUCCAGUGUCCGCCCCAUGGCCUGCUCCUCCCUGGCUCUCAGUGAGAGUACUCGCUUCCUGCUGGCAGCCACUGGCCGAGCUAUCAGCGUGCAGGGUUACCGGACACCCACUGACCCUGGGCACCAGGUGUACAUUGGGCACUCAGAGCCGGUGCAGGCUGUGGCUUUCACCCCUGACCAGCAACAGGUCCUCAGUGUGGGGGACGCCAUCUUCCUCUGGGAUGUCGUGGCUGCCCCUGAGAGUGACAGAAGCAAGCCUAGGCCCCCCGCAGCUUGUGAGGCGGGCCUGAGCGUGGGCCAUCUGGAGGACACAGUGGCCAGUGGGCUUCCCCGGCAGCAGGUGCCUGUGCCAUCUCAGAUAUCUCCACCUCCUCUGGAUGUCAGAGCCAGGCCCCCGAAGGACAGUGCUGGUACUUUCACUUCUGAUGAGAAAGGACGCUGUGGGGAGAGCCAUGGCCCCAAGGGGUUUGCCCAGGCUCCACGCCCUGCUGUGCUUGUUGAGAGGGAGCUUGGAGGCGCUGGAGAUGGAGCCCUGGGGGCUGCCUGGGGCUCAAGGGGACCCCCUGUGUCUCCCCAUCACCACGGCCAGCCUAGUGCCCAGAACCUCAGAAAAGGAAGGGCUUGGCACACUGUCCGCCCGGAUUCCUACAAGCAUUUCACAGCUCGCUACAAGACCUCUCUGCCCUCCAAGAAUGUCUUCUUCCCUCCCACUGGUGGUGAGCAGCUGCACCUGAAGGCUGUUGUGGGUUACAAUGGGAAUGGACGGGCCAACAUGGUCUGGAGACCAGACACGGGCUUCUUUGCCUACACAUGUGGCCGCGUAGUGGUGGUGGAGGACCUGCACUCCGGUGCCCAGCAGCACUGGCUUGGCCACCCAGAGGAGAUCUCCACGCUGGCUCUCAGUCAUGGUGCUCAGGCUCUGGCCUCUGCCUCCUGCUGUGGCAGUGGGGCAUCCCGCUGCCAGAUCCGCAUCUGGGACAUACCCAGGGGCCUUUGCCAGCGGUGCCUUUCUCACCACGACAGUGCUGUGCAGGCCCUGGCCUUCUCUCCCGAUGACAAGUUCCUUGUGACACUAGGGGAUUACAGUGACCGGACCCUCACCCUGUGGAGCACAGACACCUAUGAGCUGCUGUCAUCCACCCGCCUCCCAGAGCCAGUGCACGAUGUGGCCUUCAGCCCCUGGGACACUGGCGAGCUCACCUGUGUGGGCGCUGGUGCUGUCACCUGGCUCCUGCACCAGCAUGGCGCAGACAGCAGCCUCCAGGUGCACCGACAUCCAGUUCCUGAGGAGGUGGGGGUGGCCGAGCUGACCUCGCUCUGCUACGGGGCUGCCCCGCUGCUCUACUGUGGCGCUUGCUCUGGCCAGGUCUGUGUCUGGGACACCAGCACUGGCCGCUGUUUCCUGGCUUGGGAGGCAGAUGAUGGCGAGAUUGGAGUGCUGCUGUGCUCUGGGUCCAGGCUGGUCAGUGGCAGCAACACCAGACGGCUGCGUCUGUGGGCGGUGGGGGCCGUGCCCGGGCUGAGGCGCCAAGGCUCAGGCGCCAGGUCCAGCUCAGUGUUCAUGGAGCGGGAGCUGACCCUGGACGGGGCUGUUGUGAGUGCGAGCUUCGACAGCAGCAUGGACAUUGGAGUGGCAGGCAGCACGGCUGGCACACUCUGGUACAUCGGCUGGGCCGAGGGCACCAGCACGCGCCUCGUCAGCGGCCACAGGGGCAAGGUGAAUGAGGUGGUCUUCAGCCCCAGUGAGUCACACUGUGCCACCUGUGGUGAGGAUGGAAGUGUCAGGGUGUGGUCCUUGGCCAGCAUGGAGCUGGUGAUCCAGUUCCAGGUGCUGAAUCAGAGCUGCCUCUGCCUUGCGUGGAGCCCCCUAUCCUGCAGACGCCCAGAGCAGCAGAAGGUGGUGGCCGGCUACAGUGAUGGCACACUGCGUGUCUUCAGCAUCCCCCAGACCGCCAUGGAACUCAAGAUGCACCCUCACCGGGCUGCCAUGACCGCCGUUGCUUUCUCCGCUGAUGGUCAGACUGUCCUCUCCGGAGACAAGGAUGGCCUUGUGGUCGUGAGUCGCCCCUGCACAGGGAUGAGCUUGCGUGUGCUCAGUGACCACCAGGGCUCCCCAAUCUCUACCAUCCAGAGUACAAGUAAAGAGUAUGGAGAGCUAGGGGUGGAGGGCACAGACCUGUGGCUGGCUGCCAGUGGGGACCAGCGGGUGAGCGUCUGGGUUUCCGACUGGACCAGGGACCACUGUGAACUCCUGGACUGGUUGAGUUUUCCAGCUCCUGCCGCUUUGGAGGCCCCAGGCACCCCCCCACCCUCCCUUGCUGCCUUCUGCCCCUGGGACCGCGCCCUGCUGAUCUGUGUGGGCCUUGGAGCCCACACAGAAGUACUCUUCUACAGCCUCCGCCAGAAACAGGUGGUGGUGAAGACGCCGCUGCCCUCCUUCGCCAUGUCCCUGAGCCUGUCCGCGGGCUCACGCCUGAUGGCCGUCGGCUUCGCUGAGCGCACGCUGCGGCUUCUGGACUGCGUGUCGGGCACCGCCCGCGACUUCGCCGGCCACGACGACCUGGUGCACCUGUGCAGGUUCACGCCGUCCGCCACGCUGCUCUUCACCGCCGCGCACAACGAGAUCCUGGUGUGGGAGGUCACGGCCCGGGAGGACUGCGGGCCCGGGGCGGGGCUCGGUAGCCGCCCGGGGCGGGCGCAGUUUGAAUAAACGCCGGCCUCUGUGCGCCGCCUC